This is a messenger RNA of Thunnus maccoyii (southern bluefin tuna), 7727 nucleotides long. RefSeq names its product spectrin alpha, non-erythrocytic 1 (gene sptan1). The transcript has 54 exons. Gene Ontology annotation, molecular function: actin filament binding; calcium ion binding. Lineage: Eukaryota; Metazoa; Chordata; Actinopteri; Scombriformes; Scombridae. The record is from RefSeq and is a predicted model, not a curated record. Gene Ontology annotation, cellular component: cortical actin cytoskeleton; cell projection; plasma membrane. Bases 1 to 7407 code for a protein of 2468 amino acids. Gene Ontology annotation, biological process: actin cytoskeleton organization.
AUGGUGUGUUUUCCCCAGAAAAUGGACACCGCAGGGGCCAAAGUGCUGGAGACAGCAGAAGACAUCCAGGAGCGCCGGCAGCAGGUGCUGGACCGCUACCGGCGUUUCAAGGACCUGUCGAUUAUGCGCCGGCAGAAGCUGGAGGACUCUUACCGCUUUCAGUUCUUCCGCCGUGACGCAGAUGAGUUGGAGAAGUGGAUCCAGGAGAAGCUGCAGAUCGCCUCUGAUGAGAACUACAAGGACCCCUCCAACCUGCAGGGUAAGCUGCAGAAACAUCAGGCCUUUGAAGCUGAAGUUCAGGCCAACUCUGGGGCCAUUGUCAAACUGGACGACACAGGAAACCUCAUGAUCACCGAGGGCCACUUCGCCUCUGAGACCAUCCGAACUCGUCUGGAGGAGCUGCAUCGCCUGUGGGACCUCUUGCUGCAGAGGACCAAGGAGAAGGGCAUGCGUCUGCUGCAGGCCCAGAAACUGGUUCAGUACCUGCGUGAGUGUGAAGAUGCUCUGGACUGGAUCAGUGAUAAGGAGGCCAUGGCCACCUCAGAGGAGCUGGGUCAGGACCUGGAGCAUGUGGAGCUUCUGCAGAAGAAGUUUGAGGAGUUCCAGACAGACCUGGCAGCCCAUGAGGAGCGCGUCAAUGAGGUGAACCAGCUUGCAGCCAAGCUGAUACAAGAAACCCACCCUGAGGCUGAGCUGAUAGUUCGCAAGCAGGACGAGGUCAAUGCUGCUUGGCAGCGCCUGAAGGGUCUGGCCCAGGCGAGGCAGGGCAAGCUGUUUGGAGCUGCUGAGGUGCAGCGCUUCAACAGGGAUGUGGAUGAGACCAUCAGUUGGAUCAAGGAGAAGGAGCAGCUGAUGGCCUCAGAUGACUUUGGCCGUGACCUGGCCAGUGUGCAGGCUCUCCUGCGCAAACACGAGGGUCUGGAGAGAGACCUGGCUGCCCUGGAAGAUAAGGUUAACACACUGGGCGGUGAUGCAGAGCGUCUACAGCAAACACAUCCCCAAAACGCCUCCCAGAUCCACCUGAAGAAGGAUGAACUCAUCACCAACUGGGAGCAGAUUCGCACUCUGGCUGCUGAGCGUCACGCUCGCCUGAACGACUCCUACCGGCUGCAGCGUUUCACUGCAGACUUCAGGGAUCUAACCAGCUGGGUGACAGAGAUGAAGGCCCUGAUCAACGCUGAUGAACUGGCCAAUGACGUAGCUGGAGCUGAGGCUCUGCUAGACCGCCACCAGGAGCAUAAGGGAGAGAUUGAUGCUCAUGAGGACAGCUUCAGAGCCACUGAUGAAGCUGGCCAGGCUCUGCUCAAUACAGGACACUACGCCUCUGACGAGGUCAAGGAAAAGCUGGGCAUCCUUUCUGAGGAGAAGGAGUCUCUGCUGGAGUUGUGGGAGGUUCGCAGGCAGCAAUAUGAGCAGUGCAUGGACCUGCAGCUCUUCUACAGAGAUACUGAGCAAGUUGACAACUGGAUGAGCAAACAAGAGGCUUUCCUCCUGAAUGAAGAUCUUGGAGACUCCCUGGACAGUGUGGAGGCACUGCUGAAGAAACAUGAGGACUUUGAGAAGUCACUCAGUGCCCAAGAAGAGAAGAUCACUGCCCUUGAUGAGUUUGCUACCAAACUAAUCCAGAACAAUCACUAUGCCAAAGAGGAUGUGGCCACCCGCAGAGAUGCUCUGCUCAGCCGCCGCAACGCCCUGCAUGAGCGCGCUCAGUCUCGUCGUGCUGCCUUGGAGGACUCUUUCCACCUGCAGCAGUUCUUCAGGGACUCAGAUGAGCUCAAGAGCUGGAUCAACGAGAAGAUGAAGACUGCCACUGAUGAGGCUUACAAGGACCCCUCCAACCUGCAGGGCAAGGUGCAGAAACACCAGGCCUUCGAAGCGGAGCUGUCGGCUAACCAGAGCCGCAUCGAUGCCCUGCAGAAGUCAGGCCAGGAGCUGCUGGAUGGGAAGCACUAUGCCUCCGAUGAGGUGGCUGGUCGCAUGGAGGAGGUCAGCUCUCAGUGGAAGAAACUGCUGGAGGCCACUGAUCUCAAAGGCAUCAAGCUCCGUGAGGCCAACCAGCAGCAGCAGUUCAACAGGAACGUAGAGGACAUUGAGCUGUGGCUGUAUGAGGUUGAGGGUCACCUGGCUUCAGACGACUAUGGAAAAGACCUGACCAGUGUCCAGAACCUGCAGAAGAAACAUGCCCUGCUGGAGGCUGACGUGGCUGCUCACCAGGACCGAAUUGAUGGCAUAACAAUCCAGGCUCGCCAGUUCCAAGAGGCUGGACACUUUGAUGCAGACAACAUCCGCAAGAAACAGGAGGCUUUGGUGGUUCGUUACGAAGGUCUGCGCGAGCCCAUGGCUGCACGCAAGCAGAAACUGUCCGACUCUCUUCGGCUCCAGCAGCUGUUCAGAGACGUAGAGGAUGAGGAGACUUGGAUCCGUGAGAAAGAGCCCAUCGCUGCCUCUACUAACAGAGGCAAAGAUCUGAUUGGUGUCCAGAACCUACUGAAGAAGCACCAGGCCCUGCAGGCUGAGAUCACCGGUCAUGAGCCUCGCAUUAAAGCCGUCACCCAGAAAGGAGAGGCCAUGGUGGAGGAAGGGCACUUUGCUGGUGAGGAUGUGAAAUCUAAGCUGGCUGAACUACAUGGACGCUGGGACACGCUGAAGGCCAAGGCCUCCCAGAGGAGACAAGACCUGGAGGACUCUCUACAGGCCCAGCAGUACUUUGCCGAUGCCAACGAGGCUGAGUCUUGGAUGAGGGAGAAGGAGCCCAUUGUUGGAAGCACAGACUACGGCAAAGACGAGGACUCUGCUGAGGCUCUGCUGAAGAAGCACGAAGCCCUGAUGUCUGACCUGAGUGCGUACGGCAGCAGCAUCCAGGCCUUGAAGGAACAGGCCCAGUCCUGCAGGCAACAAGUGGCACCAACUGAUGAUGAGACCGGAAAGGAGCUGGUCCUUGCUCUGUACGACUACCAGGAGAAGAGCCCCCGUGAAGUUACCAUGAAGAAGGGCGACAUCCUCACCCUGCUCAACAGCACCAACAAGGACUGGUGGAAGGUGGAGGUCAAUGAUCGCCAGGGCUUUGUUCCUGCUGCUUACGUGAAGAAACUGGACCCCACCCAGUCCUCUUCCAGGGAAAACCUGCUGGAUGAACACGGCAGCAUCGCACUGCGCCAAGACCAGAUCGACAAUCAAUACGGCACCCUGUUAGAGCUGGGAGAGAAACGCAAGGACAUGCUGGAGAAGAGCUGCAAGAAGUUCAUGUUGUUCAGGGAGGCCAACGAGCUGCAGCAAUGGAUCAAUGAGAAGGAGGGCGCCCUCACUAACGAAGAGAUGGGCUCUGACCUGGAGCAGGUCGAGGUCCUGCAGAAGAAGUUUGACGACUUCCAGAAGGACCUGAAGGCCAACGAGUCUCGUCUGAGGGACAUCAACAAAGUGGCGUCUGAGCUGGAGUCUGAAGGCCUCAUGGCUGAGGAGGCCCCCAUGAUGCAGGCUCAGCAACAAGAGCUGCUUGGCUCUGCUCCUGGCAAGGUUGAUGAAGCUGAUUCCAAGACUGCAUCUCCAUGGAAGAAUAUACGCUUGGCUGUUCAAACAACGGCUAACUUUAAUACUAUCAAGGAGCUGAAUAAUCGCUGGCGGUCCCUGCAGCAGCUGGCUGAAGAAAGGAGCAACAUGCUGGGCAGUGCCCACGAGGUGCAGAGGUUCCACAGGGAUGCUGAUGAAACUAAAGAGUGGAUUGAGGAGAAGAACCAGGCCCUCAACACUGACAACUACGGUCACGACUUGGCCAGUGUCCAAGCUCUGCAGCGCAAACAUGAAGGCUUUGAGAGAGACCUGGCAGCCCUGGGUGACAAGGUGAACUCUCUUGGGGAGACAGCGGAGCGUCUGAUCCAGUCCCACCCUGAAGCGGUGGACGACAUCCAGGAGAAAUGCACUGAGCUGAACACUGCCUGGAGCAGCCUGGUGGGACGUGCCGACCAACGCAAAGACAAGCUUGGCAACUCUCACGACCUGCAGCGCUUCCUCUCUGACUUCAGAGAUCUGAUGUCCUGGAUCAAUGGAAUUCGAGGACUGGUGUCCUCAGAGGAGCUGGCCAAAGAUGUGACCGGAGCCGAGGCCCUUCUGGAAAGACACCAGGAACACCGCACUGAGAUCGACGCUCGUGCUGGUACCUUCCAGGCCUUUGAACAGUUCGGUCAGCAGCUGCUAGCACGAGGCCACUAUGCCAGUCCCGAGAUUCAGCAGAAACUGGAGGCUCUAGACCGUGAGCGUGCCGACCUGGAGAAGGCCUGGGUGCAGCGCCGCAUGAUGUUGGACCAGUGCCUGGAGCUCCAGCUCUUCAACAGGGACUGUGAACAGGCUGAGAACUGGAUGGCAGCUCGUGAAGCCUUCCUGGCCAGUGACGACAAGGGAGACUCCCUGGACAGCGUGGAGGCCCUCAUCAAGAAACACGAAGACUUUGAUAAAGCCAUUAACGUGCAGGAGGAGAAGAUUGCUGCUCUGCAGUCCUUUGCUGACCAGCUGAUUGGAGCUGAUCAUUACGCCAAACCUGAGAUCUUCAAUCGCCGCAACGAAGUGCUCGACAGGUGGCGUCGACUGAAGGCCCAGAUGAUCGAAAAGCGUUCUAAACUGGGUGAAUCCCAGACCCUGCAGCAGUUCAGCCGGGAUGUGGACGAGAUAGAAGCUUGGAUCAGCGAAAAGCUGCAGACUGCAACUGAUGAGUCCUACAAGGACCCGACCAACAUCCAGCUGUCCAAGCUGCUGAGUAAACACCAGAAGCAUCAGGCGUUCGAGGCCGAGCUGCACGCCAACGCAGACCGAAUCCGCGGGGUCAUCGAUACCGGUAACGCCCUGAUCCAGAGAGGAGCCUGUGCUGGCAGCGAGGAUGCAGUCAAGGUGCGCCUCAACGCUCUGGAUGAACAGUGGCAGUUCCUCGUCAACAAAUCUGCAGAAAAGAGCCAGAAACUGAAAGAAGCCAACAAGCAGCAGAACUUCAAUACGGGCAUCAAGGACUUUGACUUCUGGCUCUCUGAGGUGGAAGCCCUUCUCGCCUCUGAGGAUUAUGGUAAAGAUCUGGCAUCAGUCAACAACCUUCUGAAGAAACACCAGCUGCUGGAGGCUGAUAUUUCUGCCCAUGAGGAUCGUCUGAAGGAUCUGAACGGCCAGGCUGACAGCCUGAUGGCCAGCAACGCCUUCGACACCUCGCAGGUGAAGGACAAGCGCGAUGCCGUCAAUGGCCGCUUCACCAAGAUCAAGAGCAUGGCAGCCGGCCGCCGCGCUAAACUCAACGAGUCCCACCGCCUGCAUCAGUUCUUCAGGGACCUGGAUGAUGAAGAGUCUUGGAUCAAAGAAAAGAAAUUGCUUGUGAGUUCGGAAGACUACGGACGUGAUUUGACAGGAGUACAGAAUCUGAGGAAGAAACACAAGAGGCUGGAGGCCGAGCUGGGAGCCCAUGAGCCGGCCAUUCAGUCGGUGCUGGACACUGGGAAGAAGCUGUCUGAUGACAACACCAUCGGUCAGGAGGAGAUCCAGCAGAGGCUUGCCCAGUUUGUCGACCACUGGAAGGAACUCAAAGACUUAUCUGGAGCAAGGGGACAGAGACUGGAGGAGUCGCUGGAGUACCAGCAGUUUGUGGCGAACGUGGAAGAAGAAGAAGCUUGGAUUAAUGAGAAGUUGAAUCUAGUGGGAAGCGAAGACUAUGGAGACACACUGGCUGCUGUGCAGGGCUUGCUGAAAAAGCAUGAAGCAUUCGAGACCGACUUCACCGUGCACAGAGACAGAGUCAACGAUGUGUGCGCUAACGGAGAGGAGCUUAUCAAGAAGAACAACCAUCACGUGGACAACAUCAGUGCCAAGAUGUCGGCUCUGCGAGGUAAAGUGUCUGAGCUGGAGAGGGCAGCAGCUCAGAGGAAGGCCAAGCUGGAUGAAAACUCAGCAUUCCUGCAGUUCAACUGGAAGGCUGACGUGGUGGAGUCCUGGAUCGGUGAGAAAGAGAACAGCCUGAAGACUGAUGACUACGGCAGAGACUUGUCCUCUGUGCAGACCCUGCUCACCAAGCAGGAGACAUUUGAUGCCGGUCUCCAGGCCUUCCAGCAGGAGGGCAUCACCAACAUCACGGCUCUCAAAGACCAGCUGCUGGCUGCCAAGCACGUCCAAUCGAAAGCCAUCGAAGCUCGUCAUGCUGCCUUGAUGAAGCGCUGGAACCAGCUGCUGUCCAACUCAGCCGCUCGCAAGAAGAAGCUUCUGGAGGCUCAAGAGCACUUCAGAAAGGUUGAGGACUUGUUCCUGACAUUCGCCAAGAAGGCGUCGGCUUUCAACAGCUGGUUUGAGAACGCAGAGGAGGAUCUGACGGACCCUGUGAGGUGCAACUCUCUGGAGGAGAUCAGGGCACUGCGCGAAGCCCACGAGGCCUUCCGCUCCUCGCUGAGCUCUGCUCAGGCAGACUUCAACCAGCUAGCCGAACUGGACCAGCAGAUCAAGAGCUACCAGGUGGUGUCUAACCCCUACACCUGGUUCACCAUGGAGGCCCUGGAGGAGACCUGGAGGAACCUGCAGAAGAUCAUCAAGGAGCGAGAGCUGGAGCUGCAGAAGGAGCAGAGGAGGCAGGAGGAAAACGACAAGUUGCGUCAGGAGUUUGCACAGCACGCCAACGCUUUCCACCAGUGGCUGCAGGAGACCAGGACAUAUCUGCUGGAUGGGUCAUGUAUGGUGGAAGAGUCUGGCACACUGGAGUCCCAGUUGGAGGCCACCAAGCGUAAGCACCAGGAGAUCCGGGCCAUGCGCAGCCAGCUGAAGAAGAUUGAAGACUUGGGUGCAGCUAUGGAGGAAGCAUUGAUCUUAGACAACAAGUACACAGAGCACAGUACAGUGGGCCUGGCCCAGCAGUGGGACCAACUGGACCAGCUGGGAAUGAGGAUGCAGCACAACUUAGAGCAACAGAUACAGGCCAGGAACACCACUGGAGUGACAGAGGAGGCUCUGAAGGAGUUCAGCAUGAUGUUCAAGCACUUCGACAAGGAGAAGUCCGGUCGUCUGAACCACCAGGAGUUCAAGUCGUGUCUGCGCUCGCUGGGUUACGACCUGCCCAUGGUGGAAGAAGGCGAACCAGAUCCUGAGUUUGAAUCCAUACUCGACACUGUGGAUCCCAACAGGGAUGGCAACGUGUCGUUGCAGGAGUACAUGGCGUUCAUGAUCAGCCGCGAGACAGAGAACGUCAAGUCCAGCGAGGAGAUAGAGAGCGCCUUCAGAGCUCUCAGCACCGAGAACAAACCCUACGUGACUAAAGAAGAGCUCUAUCAGAACCUGACCAAGGAGCAGGCGGACUACUGCCUCUCACACAUGAAGCCCUACCUCGACAGCAAGGGCCGCGAGCUGCCAUCAGCUUUCGACUUUGUCGAAUUCACCCGCUCGCUCUUCGUCAACUGAUCCCUCGCCCACCAGUGACCAAUCGGGAUGCGUUUUUCCCCACACACACACUUUAACACGAACACACGGCUGAAACUGCAUGACUGUGACACUGGGAAUACUCACUAAUAACAACUAUCUGUACUAUUUAUCUUGCUCUACCCUUAACUCUGUGUGCUUCUCAUGAUAGCAUAGUGGAUCUGUCUGCAUUUGAAUGUGAUUGUUUUAGCUGUUUUAGCUUGUGCUUUCGAUGAAUUUAAGAACCUAAUAGUAACAAUAAUGUUGGAACACCUUAACAACUGCAGUGUGCUUUAAUAAACGCUACUGGUUAGAACUGGAAA